ACAAAAUUGAAAAGGUUAAACAAACACAUAACUUUACACAGAAUAAAAUCUAUUGAAACAACCCCUAGUGCUUGAGAACCAUUUAAAAAAAAUGACAGACGACCCUUCCGAUUUCCUAAUUCAGUCAGCGGCAUUACUAGCCAAAGACUUGCUAAAUGAAAAUAAAUUAUUGACCAUCACUGCACCAUCAAUAUUCGCGAAAGACGCAGACUCGGACGAUGAUCUGGACCUAUUCUUUUACUCUCAAUUAAUGAAAAAACGAAAAGUUAGUGAUCAAAGCCCAUCACGUACCGGAUUCAGUUCAAAGCAUGGAAUUAGAUCACUGGCUAAGAGGCGUCCGACUGCUGGCAAUGUCAGUCGAACAGCUCAAGGAGCGCCAAAGAAACAUUUGUUUCUGAAAUUCCUGCAAGAAUGCGAGGACAACACUUUCGAAAAUCAAUACAAAAUUUCGAGGUCGACGUUUAAGUCACUCGUACGUCUGCUAACACCGAACAUUGAACUGCAAAACAAAAAGGAAUCGAUCCCCCUUUCAACAACCAGCUUAAUUUUAAUCGCACUGUGGCUGCUAACGUCACAGGAAUCCAUAAAGAGUACAGCCGAUAGAUUCAACGUAUCCGAACACUUGUGUCGUCUAGCAUUCAAUCGACUACGCGACACAAUAAAGCUGAACAAGGGAUUUUUCAUCAGCUGGCCGAACAAAGAGCGUGCAAAGAAAAUCACUGAAGAAUUCAACGAAUACCUGGUGUACGACAAUAAGCUACCGAACAUCUGUGGCGUCAUUGGCUGUGUAGAGAUUCCGAUUCCAUCGCCGAUGGACCGAAGUUCUAAAACGGGCAAAGUUGUUAAAUUACAGUGCGUUUGCGAUGCAAAAGGAGAAUUCCUCGAUUCAUUUGUGGCCGAUGAGACGCAGGUUGCCGUAUCGAAUGUUUCCGUAUUUAACGAAAGUAUUAAAUCGAGAAUCGAAAGCGAUGAACUGUACAUAGCGCCCAAUUGCCAUUUGAUUGGCGACAAAAGUUAUCCGAUCAAACGGUAUCUCAUGGUGCCGUUCAAGGAGUUCCGAAAGACGCACGAACAGAACGAAUUCAACAUGCACCUGGAAUUGUCGCGUAAAAUCAUAGAUAUUGCCAUUAAGCGAUUGUUUGAACGCUUUACCUGCUUGAAGAAUCUGGAAAUUCGAGAGGCAACUGAUUACAUCGAACUUUGCUGUGCGAUGCAUAACUUUUGCAUACAGCAAAAUGAUUCGUUUUAUUUGGACAUUGGAGAGGAUGAUACGACGGUUGUUAGUUCGACGAAUACUUGCCAUGAUUUUACCAUUGAUCAAAGGGCGCUGGACAAGAGAAAUGCAAUUGUGGCGAAAUUCUCGAAAUAAAUGUUUGCUGACC
Molecule: messenger RNA, 1382 nt
Organism: Bradysia coprophila
Lineage: Eukaryota; Metazoa; Arthropoda; Insecta; Diptera; Sciaridae
Source: RefSeq, a predicted model, not a curated record